AUGGAGUCCUUCUUAAGCUUAUUCAGAGAACCAGCCCAAGAACUAUUUGUGUCGGAAAGGACUCUCCACAAAAACUUCAGAGAGCCCUUCAGCUUAACUAUUAUAGCUCACUCACUAGAGGAUAAGAGUUCCUUCACACUAAUGGUGAAGAAUGCUACAAAUGAGCUAGCAAUGAUAGUGAUCCUGAGCUCUCAGGCUCCAUUCAAUGAGAAAGGAAAAGCCCCAAUGAACCAACAAACUAACAACAACCUAGAUGCAAUGAAGUUCGUCAUAUGGAACACAAGGAGAGUGAACAGUGUGAACUUUAAAUGUCAGUGCCUCAACAUAGUCAACACGCAUAGAUCUUCAAUGCUGGUUCUCUUAGAGACUAAGAUGAAAGAACACAAACCCCUGUGUGAUGCUUUUAGUUUUGAUCUGUUCAUCCAUUCUAGCGUGGUUGGAUUAAUGGAUGGAUUAGCUGUGAUGUGGAGAGAUGGCGAUCUCCAUCUUGACAACUUAAUCUCGACCCCUCAAGGUAUUCAUGUGGUCAUCAAGGUCCUUGAUAAAUAUGCUCCAGGCUCCUCCUCCAGUCCACAUCUAUAAAGAGCAGAACAAAGCUGCAGACGAGCUAUCCAAGAUGGGGAGCAAUGCCACUGCACUUAACUCCCCUGUUAUUUUGUCUAGCCCCCACCCCAUUUAGCUCAGACAAUCUAUGAAGACUCUGUAGGAACUAUUUAUUUUAGAUCAGUGAAUCCAAACUUCAUUAACCUAGUAAGCCGGGUUGUGGCUACUAAUACUAGCAAUUUUUGCCAACUGACUUAAUUAAUAUUAAGUAUUCUUUUGACCAAAAAAUAAAAGAAAACGUGGUGUACUACUAUUUUGUCUCAUAUGAAUGAUCUUUAGGUAAAUAUGUGUAACAACGAAUGUUCUUUUGCUAAAUAUAAUUCAACAAUCAACAACACAUAUACAAGAUAUAUGUGGUAAGUAUUAUUUUUACGUGUUUUGUUCCUCUGCCUUUUAUUACUUACCAAAAAUUUACUUCCUCUUUUCUUAACAAAAGAAAAUAGCGGCAAAAAAAUUGGAAGAGAAUAGCUCCCAAAAAAAUUGGGGAUUUUCAAUGAUUUUUUCUUCCUUAACUUUUGGUAAAUUAUUUCUUUUUUAUUUCUAUUAGCGAAUUCCUUUCUUAUCAAAGAAAAUAGAUCCAAAAAAUAAUUGAGGAUUUUGAUUGAUUUUUAUUUCCUUUACUUCUAUAAUUUUUGGUUUCUUAACUUCUGGUAAGAAAAAAAUUGGGGAUUUGGAUUGAUUUUUGUUACCUUAAUUUC
This is a messenger RNA of Capsicum annuum, 1301 nucleotides long. RefSeq lists its product as uncharacterized. The record is from RefSeq and is a predicted model, not a curated record. The transcript is spliced from 2 exons. NCBI's taxonomy places the organism in Eukaryota, Viridiplantae, Streptophyta, Magnoliopsida, Solanales, Solanaceae. The coding region runs from base 1 to 582 and encodes 193 amino acids.